Messenger RNA from Malassezia pachydermatis, 1029 nucleotides. RefSeq names its product cyclin-like protein. Lineage: Eukaryota; Fungi; Basidiomycota; Malasseziomycetes; Malasseziales; Malasseziaceae. The record is from RefSeq and is a predicted model, not a curated record. Gene Ontology annotation, biological process: positive regulation of transcription by RNA polymerase II. The transcript has 2 exons. Gene Ontology annotation, molecular function: cyclin-dependent protein serine/threonine kinase regulator activity. Bases 1 to 1029 code for a protein of 342 amino acids. Gene Ontology annotation, cellular component: nucleus; mediator complex.
AUGGCCGCCAAUUACUGGCACUCGACACAGUGUCAUCGCUGGCUGUUGGAGUCGACUGAGAUCGAGGCAGCACGCGAGGAGGAUCGACGGUAUGCGGACUCUCAUGAGAUCUUGGCUAUUAGCACAUGGUGCUUAGACACAAUCAUUACCCUUGCGAAACGUCUGCAACUUCGGCAACGCGUAGUGGCUACUGCCAGUGUCUAUUUCCAGCGAUUUUAUAUUCACAAUUCAUACGCUGCCACUGAUCCCAUUUUGGUCCUUGUGACAUGCGUAUAUGUGGCCAGCAAAGUGGAAGAGUCGCCGGUCCGGAUUCGCACCUUCUGUGCCGAGGCUGCCAAAAUGAUGAGCGAAUGGGGCUACAAAGACCUGCCUAAUAGCGUAUCGAUGAUUGCCGAAAUGGAAUUCUUCCUGCUCGAAGAGCUAGAAUUCGAUCUCGUCGUGUUUCAUCCCUACAGCUCCCUACCACACCUCUGCCAGGCCUGCCUCGCACAUCGGCCUCCGCAGCGCGGAGGACGCCCUGCACCGCACGUGUAUGCGGAGGAUGGGGAUCAUGCCAAGUCUGACAGCUUACUGCAGGUGUGCUGGCUCAUUGUGAAUGAUAUGUACAGAACCAGUCUUCCGCUGGAGCAACCGCCGUAUAUGCUGGCCAUCGCCAGCUUGUACCUCGCGGUCAUAUUGCAUCCCACCACUGCCGAACAUAUAUAUGAUGCCACGUAUACCAACGAGCAGUCCAUGGCCACGGACGAUGUUGUCUCUUUCUUAGCCGGCCUCAAUGUCUCCUUGCCUAUGGUCACCCGCAUCGUCCAGCAAAUGAUGGCACAUUAUACCCUAUGGCACGAACUCUCACUACCUGCUACCAAUACUCGCAUCGCCUUUACGGAUCACGCGGCUAUGUUCCAGCGGCUCUAUCGUAUGCGAAAUGAUCGAUACAAGGCUUUACUGCUUAUCGAUGGCGGCGCUCAUACCCUUUCUACCUUAGCUGCGCCGUCGUACGACCUGCCUGAUACACCUCAACGGCUAGCUGCAUGA